This is a messenger RNA of Chelonus insularis, 1197 nucleotides long. RefSeq names its product tubulin-binding cofactor B (gene TBCB). Gene Ontology annotation, biological process: tubulin complex assembly; cytoplasmic microtubule organization; post-chaperonin tubulin folding pathway. The coding region runs from base 124 to 855 and encodes 243 amino acids. The record is from RefSeq and is a predicted model, not a curated record. Gene Ontology annotation, molecular function: alpha-tubulin binding; microtubule plus-end binding. The transcript is spliced from 6 exons. Gene Ontology annotation, cellular component: nucleus; microtubule plus-end; cytoplasm. Lineage: Eukaryota; Metazoa; Arthropoda; Insecta; Hymenoptera; Braconidae.
GCACCAACCGAAUGACAUUUUUUAGAGCUUCUAAACAAAUGGUUUCGGCCUCAAAUUAUUUUAUUCAUAAUAUAAUUGCAAUAUUCAUUUGUUGAUCGAGUAAAUAAUCAUUAUUUAUUAAAAAUGACUUCGCUCAAUAUUGUCACUUCAGACUUUGUGAACGUUAAUAUUACGACUUCUGCUCAACAAACGUCAUGUGUUGAAAGAAGAUAUCAAAAAGGAAUUACUAUUGAUGAAUUUAAAGGUAAAUUGGAAUUAGUAACAGGAGGAAAUCCUGCUACAAUGAAGUUGGAGGUCUAUGAUAAGAAUAAUAAACUUGUAUGCUGUCCAAAUGAAGGAUCUCGGCUUUUAGGAUCUUAUCCUAUUGAUGAUGGAAUGACGGUUCAUGUCAUUGAUAAUUUUUUACGCACAGAUGAUCUGUCAAAUGUUGAAAAAUUCACCAUAUCCGAAGAAGAAUAUUCUAAAAGAUCAGACACUGUGAAAGCAUUUUUGGAAAAGAAUAAAUUAGGAAAGUAUAAUGAAGAAGAAAUGAAGAAAAAAGAAGAAGAACGAAAACAGGAACGUGAAAUGGAAGAAGAGAUGGUAAAGAGUUUUAAUCCUGGGGAUAGAUGUGAAGUUCGUGUACCUUCACAACCAACGCGACGAGCUACCAUUAUGUAUAUUGGUAAAACAGAUUUUAAAGAUGGAUUAUGGGUUGGAGUUAAAUAUGAUGAGCCUCUUGGCAAAAAUGAUGGGUCAGUUAAUGGGAAAAGAUACUUUGAAUGCCCUCCAAAAUAUGGUGGAUUUGUAAAACCAAGUCAUGUCAAAAAAGGGGACUUUCCGGAAGAAAAUUAUGAUUUAGAUGAAGAAAUAUAAUGAAAAUUGAUCAAUAAAUGCUUACUCUUUGUUUUUAUAGCAAUUUAUAUUAAAAAUUUUGUACAAUUAUAAUAAUAUACACUUCACAAUGCAGUUUUUAAUAUUUUCUUCGUUUGAUAAUGUCUGGUCUCCAAUUAAUUGGUUUUAUCAGCUUCUGUCGUAAUCAUCCGACUUCCGGUCAUGUCAAAUGUAAUACUGAAGAUACCGGCUUCACUGUCCAUUGAUCCCGGCUGUACCGGAGCUUGAAGACGUUGGAAAUUAUAACUGUAAUUGACGUUAAUUACAAUUUUAAUUAUUAAUUUUUUUAGUUGUUUAUAAUUCGAAAAAUUGAAAUUCUCUGAA